AUGUAUAUCGAAGAACUGACGGAAAGUGAAGAGAAGGGGGAGAGAUCGGUGGAGGAUAGCUUUGCCGAUGGAGAGAAGGCGAUCUUGGUGAGCAGAGGAAACGUGAUCGUGCUGACGACAAAGAAGGCACUUGUUGGUGUUGGUGCUCGUGCGUUGUUCUAUCCAACUCUGAUUUACAACGUCGUUAGGAAUAAGUUCGAGGCUGAGUUCCGGUGGUGGGAUCGGGUGGCGGAGUUUAUACUACUGGGAGCUGUUCCAUUCCCAUCUGAUGUUCCACGGCUGAAGGAGCUGGGUGUUUGUGGGGUGAUCACUCUGAAUGAGCCGUAUGAAACUUUGGUGCCAUCAGCUCUCUACAAAUCUUUCUGCAUCGACCACCUGGUGAUUGCCACGAGAGAUUAUUGCUUUGCUCCUUCCAUGGAAGCAAUAUGCCAAGCUGUAGAUUUUAUUCAUAGAAAUGCUUCGCUUGGGAAGACGACUUAUGUCCACUGCAAGGCGGGCCGAGGCCGCAGCACAACUAUUGUCAUAUGCUACUUGGUGCAACACAAGCAUAUGACACCGGAAGAAGCAUAUGCAUACGUGAAGUCAAUCAGGCCCAGAGUUCUUUUAGCAACGACCCAAUGGAAGGCCGUUCUUGAGUACUACCAUACCAUGGUGCUGAGUACUAAGAGUUCCUUAACUGACGCAACUUCAGCUCUGAUCCCAAGAAAAGUGAAGCAGGUUUAUUCUGGGAACGUGGUUGUGUUUGAUGAUGGGUCUAUGGUGGUAGUGACCCGCUCGGAUCUAGAGGGCUAUGAUGAUGAUGACGACUCACAGAGGUCAGUGAAUGUUGCUGGGAGUGAAUUAUGGGCGGCAGCUGCAGAUCUGAGCAUGGUGUACCGGGUGAAAGUUGUGGGACAGGCUGCGUUGGCGAGGAUCUCGUGCCUGUGGCUAGGCUUGCGUGAGGAUCAUCACAAGCUCUCUGGGAAAAAUCUUUCCAUGGGAGGCAUAAGCGUCGACAUUUCUGUCUACUGA
Molecule: messenger RNA, 1011 nt
Organism: Microthlaspi erraticum
Lineage: Eukaryota; Viridiplantae; Streptophyta; Magnoliopsida; Brassicales; Brassicaceae
Source: the annotation of a GenBank genome assembly